Messenger RNA from Bathycoccus prasinos, 1863 nucleotides. Its product is annotated as glycoside hydrolase. The transcript has a single exon. The record is from RefSeq and is a predicted model, not a curated record. The coding region runs from base 1 to 1863 and encodes 620 amino acids. Gene Ontology annotation, cellular component: Golgi membrane; endoplasmic reticulum. Lineage: Eukaryota; Viridiplantae; Chlorophyta; Mamiellophyceae; Mamiellales; Bathycoccaceae. Gene Ontology annotation, molecular function: calcium ion binding; mannosyl-oligosaccharide 1,2-alpha-mannosidase activity. Gene Ontology annotation, biological process: N-glycan processing; carbohydrate metabolic process.
AUGCGUGCACUGGAGAGAUUAUUUAUUUUUGCAAUCGUGUCGAUUGCUAGUCUUCUGGUUUUUAAAUUGCACGAAAAGCACGCGGAGUUGCAUAAACGCGACGGCGAAUGGUCCGUUCGAAAAGAUUUACAAGUGGUUGAAAAAGAAAAAAUAAAUGUGUUCGAUACGAAUGCGCCGCGGGAGUUGAGAAAGGCUCUGAGUGAAGAAAAAUUGAAUAAUUAUGGCGCAAGAGUAAGAAGUGGCAUUGAAGAACCGAACGAACGCGUCAUUGAUUCUUUAAGAAAUCGAAUCGAAUCCGAGACGGGAGAAAAAAAAAGUACCGUUCCCACCUCAAAAAUUGAUUACGCCUUUUCCUCUUCCUCGCCUUUUUUAUUACAAUAUUGGGCAUCGAAUAUUACCAAAGACGCUCAAAAGCAAGAUGAAAUUAGAGAAGCCAUGCGUGCAUCAUACGGUGCGUAUGAGAAGUAUGCUUUCGGUUUCGAUGAGGUACAACCUAAGUCUUUACGUGGUUCGAACAAUCAAGGCGGCGUUUCCGCUUCUGUUAUCGACGCCAUAGACACACUAAAAAUAAUGAAAUUAGAAGAAGAAUACGAACGCGCUCGCGCCCAUCUGUUGAACGACAAAACGUCUGGAUUAGAAAACUUAGCUUCGUCGAGACUGAAUCAAGGAAUUUCUGUAUUUGAAACAAACAUUCGGGUUUUAGGCGGAUUAUUAUCCAUUUACGAUUUGACGUCGGAUGAAAAUUUUUUGCAAAGAGCGGUACAAGUCGCAAACGCUAUAGCGCCAGCGUUUGAAACAAAAAGUGGCAUUCCUUACACGAUGAUUAAUCCGUUUACGAAAAAAGGCGAAUGUUUUAGUUUUUAUCAAAAUAGUGCAGUUCUCGCAGACGCGGGUACGCUUCAGCUGGAAUUCUUUACGCUCGCGGAUAGAACAAAGGAUAGAAAAUGGUACGAAUACGCAAAGAAAACUAUGGAUGUCAUCUUGAGCUAUAAACCCAUCAGUCCAAACUCAAUUAUGACACCUUUAGGACUGUAUCCUUUAUUCAUCCAUCCGAGCACGGGAAAAUUUACGUUGGAAAGAAGUUACGCAGUAGGCGCUCUAGGCGAUAGCUUUUAUGAGUAUUUAAUUAAAGCGUGGCGCGCAUUCCCAAACGCUCAAGGACGUUCAAAAUAUCGAGUUGAAUUCGACAACUCUAUGGAUUCUGUGCUCAAGUUUAUGGUAUCCAAAUUCCCAAAACUAAAGUGGCAAGGAACUAGUAAAGAAUUGCACGACGCGUGGUUUUUGAAUGAUUUAAAAAAUGGACGUCAAGUAUUAAACAUGGAUCAUCUCGCGUGUUUCAUUUCCGGAGCGUUGGUGCUUGGCGCAGAACACGCGAGUCCGAACGAUAUUGUAAAAGGGUACUUGGCACUUGCCGAACACAUGACGACACUAUGUCGCAACUUUUAUCACGCACAGGCUUCUGGAUUAUCGCCCGAUGUCGUCGUUGCCGCUUCAGCCAGCGGCUCGAUGUAUGGGACGCACAACCAAAACAUUCAGAGGCCGGAAACCGUUGAAGCUAUAUUUUACAUGUACCGGAAAACCGGGGAUGAAAAGUAUAGAAAAUGGGCGUGGGAAAUAUUCCAGUCGAUGAAGGAAAUGUACGCCACAGAUACUGGGUGGACCGGCAUACGCGACGUCCGUAAAAAAGAAGCCGCGUUGCCGCAAAAUAGAGACGACAUCACGCAAACGUUUUUCUUUGCGGAAACGCUCAAGUAUUUAUAUUUGACUUUUGGCUCUGGCGAUGAAAUUGAUUUGAACGAGUGGGUAUUCAACACCGAAGCACAUCCGGUGAAAGUCAGUCGCGAAUUUACGUUUCCAUUUUAA